Messenger RNA from Drosophila ananassae, 3279 nucleotides. RefSeq names its product nuclear valosin-containing protein-like (gene smid). Gene Ontology annotation, cellular component: nucleus. NCBI's taxonomy places the organism in Eukaryota, Metazoa, Arthropoda, Insecta, Diptera, Drosophilidae. The coding region runs from base 125 to 3043 and encodes 972 amino acids. Gene Ontology annotation, molecular function: ATP binding; ATP hydrolysis activity; RNA binding. The record is from RefSeq and is a predicted model, not a curated record. The transcript has 9 exons. Gene Ontology annotation, biological process: ribosome biogenesis.
AUAGCCCAAUCACGACGCGGCACGAGGCAGAGUUAUCGGGGACGCAGCGUCGGUUGUCGGGCGGUAAAUGGUAAACUUAUCCCUUGCGGAUUCUUAAUGAAAUAAACGCCGAUUCGCACAUAAUAUGAAGAAGUCUAAGCCAGUGCUGCAUGACCAUCUGAUAACGAAUCGCGUCAAGAAGUACCUCGAGGAGCACAUCGGAGAGACAUAUCUGGAUGUGAAGCAGAUGACCAGGGAGUUGAUGCAAAAGUAUCCAGAGUACUCGCGUCGCAAAUUCGGUCCCUUCCGACAACUGGUGCACCAAGCAUUCUCCAUCAUAUCCGACAGUUAUAACUUGGACAAAGUUAGCAGUUCGGACGAGGACUCGGGCAGCGAGGAGUUAGAGGCCCAGCUGGAGAGCAACAACAGCGUGAUGAACAUGAUGAAUAGCCUGUACAGCCAGCCCCCGAGGAAGCCGCUGCUGGACAAGCCCAUCAGCGAGCCCAUCGACAUAUCGAGUGGCGAUGAAAACGACGAUGACUCCAAUACCAAUACCAAGUCAACAAAUGGAAAAUCUCCCAUUUCGGCAUCGGCAUCAGCAUCGGCUUCGGCUUCGGCUCCGGUAUCCGUAUCCAGCCAUUCCAGCGCCCUGAAACGUUUGAUGGCGGACAGUAUUGAACCCACCUCGGCUCCCAAGAAAUCAGCGAAACCCAAUGUCCAUGUGUCCGCACAGGAGGGACUGCACAAGAACCAUUCUAGCUCCGGUAAGAACCACAACGAUGGAUCUGGCUCUCGGCGUGACCAUCGGAAUGCGACGCUCCUCUAUCAGCAGCUGCAGCAGCAGAAUUCGGCACGCGACCAACAAAACUCUAAACGAAAGUACAAAAAGGAGCUGGAGUUGCAGCACAUUACUGAGAGCUUCCGUGACAUUGGCGGCAUGGAUAGUACUCUGAAGGAGCUGUGUGAGAUGCUCAUCCACAUCAAGUCGCCGGAGUUCUACUUUCAACUGGGAUUAUUGCCGGCUAGGGGCCUCUUGCUGCAUGGCCCGCCCGGCUGUGGUAAGACAUUCCUGGCCCGUGCCAUCAGUGGGCAAUUGAAGAUGCCGCUCCUGGAAGUGCCAGCUACGGAAUUGAUUGGCGGAAUAUCUGGCGAAUCGGAGGAGAGAAUCCGCGAGAUCUUCGAACAGGCUAUGAGCUAUUCGCCAUGCGUGUUGUUCAUCGACGAAAUCGAUGCUAUUGGCGGUAAUCGUCAGUGGGCUUCCAAGGACAUGGAGCGUCGCAUUGUGUCCCAGUUGAUCAGCAGCUUGGACAGCCUGAAGGGCAAUGAGUUUGGCCAGUCGGUGGUGGUGAUUGGGGCCACCACUCGUCCGGAUGUGUUGGAUCCGGGUCUGCGACGUAUUGGUCGGUUCGAUCAUGAGAUUGCCAUACACAUCCCAUCGCGCAAGGAGCGUCGCGAGAUCUUGCGCAUUCAGUGCGAGGGAUUGUCCAUUGAUCCGAAGCUCAAUUACGAUAAGAUAGCUGAGCUGACGCCGGGCUAUGUGGGUGCCGAUUUAAUGGCCCUCGUUUGCCGCGCCGCCUCCAUAGCCGUGAAGCGUCGAUCCAUGAAGAAGUUCCGCGAGCUUCACGCUGCCAGCGAACAGAAUAUGACCACGGUGACUCUGGACGACGAUGAACCAACUGAUGCCCCAUCAGAGGAAAAAUCUGACAAGAACGCGGAUCCCAAAGGUGAUGGGGAUAAGGAGAAAAGCGCCAAGAACGAGGAGAACUCCGAUAAGAAGGAGGAAAACUCCAAAAAGAAGGAAAAUGCGGACAAGAAAGAGGAAAAGAAAGAUGAGAAAAAAGAGGAAAAAAAAGAUGAGAAAAAAGAGGAAAAAAAAGUUGAGAAAAAAGAUGAGAAAAAGGAGGAUAAAAAAGAAAAGUCUGAAAAGAAGGUUAAUGAAACAUCGGAUGAAAAGACUUCAGAAAAAGCUGGCCAUAACGAAGACGAUCCCAUGGACGUUGACUCUGACACUGGAAACAAAGAUGAUGAGAAUCCAGAGGACGACUACUACGAGCCCACGCUGGCCGAGCUCACUAACUUCCUGGACAAUCCCCCCGAGGAGUUUGCCGAUCCCAACUUUUGCCUCACCCUCGUUGACUUCGUGGACGCCAUUAAGGUAAUGCAGCCAUCGGCCAAGCGCGAAGGCUUCAUAACCGUACCGGACACCACAUGGGAUGACAUUGGCGCCCUGCAGGACAUCCGUGAUGAGCUUAAGCUGGCUGUACUGGCGCCCGUCAAAUACCCUGAGAAGCUGGAGCGCCUGGGCUUGACCGCUCCUUCGGGUGUCCUUCUUUGCGGCCCUCCCGGCUGUGGCAAGACUCUGUUGGCCAAGGCCAUUGCCAAUGAGGCUGGCAUCAACUUUAUAUCCGUAAAGGGUCCCGAGCUAAUGAAUAUGUACGUCGGUGAGAGUGAGCGUGCUGUGCGUGCCUGCUUCCAACGUGCCAGGAACUCGGCACCCUGUGUCAUUUUCUUCGACGAGUUCGACUCACUCUGCCCGAAGCGCUCCGAUGGCGGGGAUGGCAACAACUCGGGCACCCGCAUCGUUAACCAGCUGCUGACGGAAAUGGAUGGCGUGGAGGAGCGCAAAGGGGUCUACAUUCUAGCUGCCACUAACCGACCGGACAUUAUUGAUCCGGCAAUCCUGCGACCGGGUCGCUUGGACACCAUUUUGUAUGUGGGUCUGCCAGAAAAAACCGAGCGGGCUGAGAUUCUGAGGGCCACUACCAAGAACGGAAAGCGGCCGGUGCUGGCCGAUGAUGUGAGUCUGGAGGAGAUUGCGGCCAAAACUGAAGGCUACACGGGUGCCGAUUUGGCUGGCUUGGUCAAGCAGGCCUCCAUGUACGCCCUGCGCCAGUCCUUGAACGCUGGUGACUCGAAUCUCGAGGAUCUGUGUGUUCGCAACCAGCACUUCAAGGAAGCACUGCAGAGCCUUCGUCCCUCAGUUGGCGAACAGGAUCGCAAGGUAUACGAUAAGUUGCGACAAAAAUACGCUGCACCGCGAGUGCCGGCCUUCGACGAAAAGUGAACCUCAACAAGUAUUCGUUUGUUGUGAUAGUACAUAGGCACACAUAAUCACUAAGUAUGUGAACGGCGAGAAUUUUCUUUCAUUUUUAUUUCCUUUAUAAACCGGAAGAUAAUAAAUAUUUUUUUAAGUUUUUUGAAUUUGAUUUUUUAACGAAAUGAAGUUAAGAAAGACAUAAGUUGCCUGAAAUGACGAAGGAAAUAAAUAGAACAACGUAAUAAAGCUUCUAUUUAGAAAUA